ACAUCAUGCACUGCACUCCACGCACAGGACAAGACUGUCUCCCCGUUUAUCUCUCUUCUCUCUCUUCUCUCUCCACAUCCACCACCCGUCCAUUUACAUUCACAUUCACAUUCACCCCUUCUCUUUCACCCUUCCAUAUUUCUAUUCUAUACGUUUUUCUUCCUCUCUUCUUAUUCCACACUCUCUGUAUGUCUCUGAAGAUCUGUCUAGGAGUGGAGCUUGAUUUGAUUAUUGGUGUCAAGGAAUAGGACUGCAUUCUUCACACUAAGUUAGUCUGAUUUUUCAAAUGCUAAAUUUGGUUAGGUCUAGAACUCAAGCAAGGACAACCAGACCUACAACAAUGGGAAGCAUGGAAUACGCGGAUCCAAAAAAGAAGGGCAAUUUUGUUGGAAAGAUUUUUCUUGCUGCUGCACUAACGUCGCUAUGUAUUAUCAUGAUCAAGCGAUCUCCGUCUUUGAAAUCCCCUAGUCCGUUUGCCUUCCACGAACCUGGGGUCACUCACGUUUUAGUAACAGGGGGUGCAGGCUAUAUUGGCUCGCAUGCUGCUUUCCGUCUUCUGAAGGAUAACUACCGUGUCACCAUAGUAGACAAUCUGUCACGAGGAAACUUGGGUGCUGUCAGGGUUCUUCAAGAUCUAUUUCCAGAACCCGGAAGGCUUCAAUUUAUAUACGCUGACUUGGGAGAUAAAAAAUCGGUUAAUAAGAUAUUUUUGGAGAAUAAAUUUGAUGCCGUGAUGCACUUUGCUGCUGUUGCAUACGUAGGGGAAAGCACUGUGGAUCCUCUUAAGUAUUAUCAUAAUAUAACUUCAAAUACAUUGUUGGUAUUGGAAUCUAUGGCUAAGCAUGAUGUGAAGACAUUGAUAUAUUCUAGUACAUGUGCAACAUAUGGGGAACCUGAAAAGAUGCCUAUUACAGAAGUAACACCGCAGGUUCCAAUUAAUCCAUAUGGUAAAGCCAAGAAGAUGGCAGAGGAUAUCAUCCUUGACUUUUCUAAAAAUUCCGACAUGGCAGUUAUGAUUCUCAGAUACUUCAAUGUGAUUGGAUCUGACCCUGAAGGAAGAUUGGGUGAGGCUCCAAGACCUGAAUUGCGAGAGCAAGGUCGAAUAUCCGGCGCCUGCUUUGAUGCGGCUCGUGGUAUUAUUCCUGGAUUAAAGGUUAGAGGAACAGACUAUAAGACAAGUGAUGGAACUUGCAUACGAGAUUAUAUUGAUGUAACAGAUCUGGUUGAUGCUCACGUGAAAGCUCUUGAAAAGGCAGUGCCAGCUAAGGUUGGAAUCUACAAUGUUGGCACUGGAAAGGGUAGUUCAGUGAAGGAGUUUGUUGAAGCUUGUAAAAAGGCUACUGGGGUGAACAUUAAAGUAGAGUUUCUUCCUCGUCGUCCCGGUGAUUACGCCGAGGUGUAUAGUGACCCAACAAAGAUCAACCGUGAACUAAAAUGGUCUGCGCAACGCACUAAUCUUGAAGAGAGUUUACGGACAGCAUGGAGAUGGCAGAAAUCUCAUCACGAUGGAUAUGGGAUUCCAAAUGUAUAUUGAAUUAUUCAGAAUCUUAACAUAGCAGAAGAUUAGAAGCAAUCCUAGCAGCAGCAUCCAUGUUAUAGCUGCACUUAUAUUUGCUAUAUUAGGUAUUAGAAGAGAGGGUUGAUAUAUUUUUGUUCUUCUUGCACUCAGUGAUUGGUAUUGGGUAAUUUGUUUCUUAGGGAGUUACUAGUCGAUUCAUCAUAUGUAUUAUUGACCAUAUAAUAUGAUUCAAUAAUAUAAUGCCGAGGCUCUGGUAUGCCUUUUCUCUAA
Medicago truncatula (barrel medic) is the source of this 1789-nucleotide messenger RNA. RefSeq names its product UDP-arabinose 4-epimerase 1. Gene Ontology annotation, biological process: galactose metabolic process. Bases 287 to 1534 code for a protein of 415 amino acids. The transcript is spliced from 11 exons. NCBI's taxonomy places the organism in Eukaryota, Viridiplantae, Streptophyta, Magnoliopsida, Fabales, Fabaceae. The record is from RefSeq and is a predicted model, not a curated record. Gene Ontology annotation, molecular function: UDP-glucose 4-epimerase activity.